Molecule: messenger RNA, 2964 nt
Organism: Trichoderma virens Gv29-8
Lineage: Eukaryota; Fungi; Ascomycota; Sordariomycetes; Hypocreales; Hypocreaceae
Exons: 5
Coding region: 1-2964 (987 amino acids)
Biological process (GO): proteolysis
Molecular function (GO): serine-type endopeptidase activity
Source: RefSeq, a predicted model, not a curated record
AUGAGCGAACACGGCUCCUCAGAUGGUAAUGAAAUUUACGACAUUGUCAUUGAGUGUUCCAAUCUCUUUGAAACUAUCAUCUUAUUUGAAAAUGGCGACCACAGCGGUAAUCAGCCUGCAGAUGCGUCUCAUCUUCAACCUGGCAAGAACGAUACCACGAGACGUACUAGGAUUGGACAACUUGGAAGAAGCUUCGAUUUAUGGAUAAAUUAUACAGGCGCAUUAGCUUCAAUAGAUAGAUCGCUAGAUAACCGCCUGAGGGACCAUUCGGACAUCAAAGAAAUGGUAAUGGACCUUCUCGAAAUGCUUCAUAGGAACUUGUGCUACAUCAGUAGUGGUAAUAUUUCGAAGGAGCGACAAGAACUUGAUGAGGAAGCCUGGAAGGCAACCGAAAAAUCCGUCACAGAUUUGCAUUUCAUGGCUGCAGCCAUUCGUCGUGCGUCAACCCAAAGUCAGAAAUAUGUUCUUUCAUCAACAUUUGAGCAAAACGAAGAGGCCUAUUUCGAGGAUUACGCCACCAUUCUUGCUAGGCGCGACUUUCCGAAUGCAAGGCGUUCUCUUUGUGAACAUCUGGGUGCUUCUGUUGCUGUUCGCCGUCAAAAGAUAUUUCGCAAGAAGGCACAUGAAGAGAAGCUCAGCAAGCGACGAGAGGUAACUGCGUUGGCACCGAAGGCAAGACUACAUGUAAAUGAGCCACCUCCAACAGUCAAAAUACCACAGACUCAAAAUCGAGUACAUCCAAGGAUACAGCCUCUUCGGUUUCAGGUAUUGGAGAAAAAGCACAACAUAUCUUCGAGUUCUCAUGAUUCCAGAAGCGAACUACAAAGUACGGUAGCCCGCAACUAUAUAAAGCAUGGCCCAAGCCUCUCUACUAUCAGCAGUGGAUCAUCUAUUCGUAUUGGGGCCAUCGGGUACCCUCAAAAGCCAAAGCCCUCGCUAGGCGAUAAAUAUUGUGCCUGUCCAUACUGUGCGAGGCCUUUGGAUUCAUACAAACUUGAAAAGGAUACAACGUACUGGGAAAGUCAUGUAGAUGCGGACAUACAGCCAUAUGUCUGUUUAUCUGAAGACUGUAUAUCUCCCUUUAUAUUUUUCUCUAAUAUGAGUCAAUGGCUUAGCCAUAUGGAUACCAUCCACUCAGGAGAAUGGAAUAGGAAGAUCCACAUGGGGACAUGGUACUGUAAUGUCGAUCAUGAUGGCCGAACUCAUCAAUUUAAUGAUCGUAUGGCCUUUGUUGCGCAUAUGAAAGAUGAAAAGAGCCAUCCUAGCCGACAUCCCCCCAAUGAAUCGCAAAUUGACACGUUGUCAAGGAAGAUGAAAAAGAUUCUCACUCGAGAGGAUCAGUAUGUAUGUCCUUUCUGCGAUUGUGUGCCAGCGGAAAUGGCGCCUGUUUUAAAGAGAAGUAACCAUGAAGACAUCAUGCAGCUACUAGUCAAACAUAUCGCCCAACAUGUCAAGGCAUUUACCUUCGUAUCGGUCCCCGUGUUAGCAGACGAAGACUAUGAGCAAAGGGCGUCUAUGACUCCUAGCAGUGGCGAUGAUCAAAAGGCGUCUACGACUUCUGACGAUGACUAUGAGAAAUGGCAACUUAUGAGGGAGGCUUCCAAUGCCUCUGAUUCAUCUGAUCUUGCUAACUUUGAUGAUGCUCCCCAUCUCUUGAAAGAGAACAAGCCUCUGGGUUACGUGGAGACUUAUCCUGAUACGAUUGAAACCAUGUGGAGCGAAAUCGGCGUCAAUGAUUACAAAAAUUCUCACAAUUCCCCUGCAGGACCUGCAGCAGGAAAACCAGACCCGAUUCUGGAACAUCUUGCUCAAUAUCAGUCAAGUAACUCUCUAAAGCAGGUUGGAGGUCAAGAGGACCAACUUGGUUUCGUGGAUACAGUUACAGACAACGAAGAGAGUUAUCCAAAAGGCUUCAAAAAAAGAAGCAGCGAGAUCAAUAGUAUCCCAAUGCAUCAUCCGUGGUUGGAGAGCUCAAGAGAAUUUCGAAUGAUCAUAUCAAAUCUCAGAGACGAAGACACUAAAAUACCUCCUGUUAAAAUCGCUAUUAUUGACGAUGGCAUAGAUACUACCCUGGAUAUCUUUGAUGGAAAGAUUGAAGCUAGUGUUUCAUUCUCUCCUAACUCGUUCUUGAAAAGCAAUCAUUCUAAACUAAACUAUAGGUACAGGUACUUACCACCAAGUACACUGAACCACGGCUCUCUGGUGGCAUGGCUCGUUUGCUUAAUGUGCCCAAAAGCCAAACUCUACAUCUACCGGUUAGACGAGACAGUGUCACCUACAGAAGUAAACAUGGGAGAGGAGUCUGCAAUCAAGGCAAUAGAGUGGGCCACGGAGCAGAGAGUGGAUGUCAUAUGCAUGGCUUGGACGAUUGGAAAGAGAGUCACCUACAGCGUGCAGAGGCGUUUUGACAGUGCUGUCUUUAAUGCUGAUGAUAAAGGCAUAAUCAUGGUCUCCUCGGCUGGAGAUCAGGAAGAUCAGUUUGUGAGGACAAGGCCAGGAAAGUCGGACAGGUGCAUCCGAAUAGCGGAGUCAACCCCAAUCGGUGGCGGCAUACAGUUGUAUCCCAUCGUGCACAGACUAACAGCGGACUUCUUCUUCCCGGGGAAAGCGAUCCCGCUUGGCGGCCCUGAAGGGUUUUUGUCAUGCAGCGGCGAGUCUGCUGCAACUGCAAUUGCUGCAGGAACGGCUAGCCUCAUGCUCUACCUCGAUAGAUUAGCGGAGAAAUGGGGGCGUCCUCGGGAAUGGAAUCCUCCUCUUCAAGGAAUAGCUGCCAUGAAGAGGGUGUUCGAAAGGAUGUCCCCGGGGAGAUACAAUCCUCCAAACCUCGAAAUAUUCAACAAGUUUAACGAAACGUCCUUCACAGAUAACCUUCAGGAAUCCUGCACAAAACUGAAUGAUAUACUGGCCCCCCUUAAGGCAAGUCAAACAAGCAACCUGCUCCGAACACCCAUCUUGGACUACUAA